AUGAGUCCAAACUUGGGACUGGUCCCGUUCCUGCUCCUACAUCACAUUCAAAGUUGCCAAAAGCGUGCGGCAGAUGAAGACGUAGUACAACUAAAACCAUCCGACUGUGUAAAUAAUACUGAAUGGCUGGAACAAAACCGAACUUGUGGAUGUCUCUGGGGCUGGACGGGCACCAAAUGCGAUGUUUGGGAGCAAGACGAGUGCUACUACGCUGAAAUGGGAAAUGAUGUCUACGAAGGGAAACUGAGCAGAACAAGCGAUGGUUCCGAGUGCGAGGGCUGGACUGCUGAUGAUGUGAAGGACAGGCUUGUAAACUCGCAUGAUAUCCCCUUCGCAUCUGACAAAUGGUCUAACGGCCACUUGGGCGACCACAACUACUGCAGAAAUCCCGAUAGCGAUCCAGCUGGCUUUUGGUGCUACACAAGAGAUAGUACAGAAGGACUCAAAGCCGAGUAUUGUGCAAUCCUCUCCUGCAAACUUGAGGGACGGAGCUUUUUCGUUAUCAACUCCACGUCGAGCAGUAGAGAAUCGUCUGCAGCGAUUGACAUUAUUUUCGGCCCCGUUCUCCCAGGCGUUUGCGGAGGAGUUGUCGCACUCAUGACAAUCGUCGGCUUUGGCGAGUUUCUUCGAAGACGCAGAAUCUUUCAAAAGCUGCGUAGACGCUUGGAUCCUGAAUCAGGUGCGCCAAGACGACUCGGUGGUGUUGUCACAGUAGACGUCGACACUGGUCUUCAGCCUGAAGCUGGCAACAUGCAACUCGUCGAUGAUCCCGAGUCUAAAGACGGAUCUGAAGGUCAGGAUCAAGAAACUGUCAAUUUUGGGAAGUCGUCUUUAUCCUUGCGCCCAGAUUUGGGCGUUCUUCCGGAAGAAGAAGAAGAACAAGAAAACAACUCCGAAGGAAAAGACAACGAGGAUUCCCGACCGGAAGCGACAGAACCUCUUAACUCAUCAAGAAAACGCGAAUUCGAAGCUGGGCUGUCUGAUCUUCGCCACAAACUAGCGCAAGAAGUAAUUAUCGAAGAAGAUGAUGAAGAAGCAAACGAAGAAAUCCCACAUCAAGAAGACGGAGACCAGAAUUUCGGAAUGAUGAAAUUCCGACGCAGUGGAAAAUCAACAGACGCGAAAUUGAGCGAGCUUGACCAAGGAAAUUCCAUCAUCGAUGGACCACCUGAGAUGUCACAGCAGUUAGCUCGAUCAGAGUCAAAGUCGAACCAAGAAAAAUUCGCACCAAUGAAUAUUGGAGGCAACCGAACCUCCAGUAGGAAUUCUUUCGUUCUCAAUACCAUCUCCAGAUUUGAGACUCAAUCAAUUGCUUCAAUCAAAGGCGAGGAUAUGGAUAGCCUUAUAGACAGUUUCCAUCAUACAAAGGUUUCUGAUCACGAAAGUGCAGAAAUGCGGGCUCGAGAUCGACCUCGACGAAAAGAUCGUCCUUCUGCAGAUCCAACAAGGAACCAGGACAUACAUAACUAUCAUAAUCAAAAUCGUGGCAACCUUCAUUUUUACCCCCCUCCACCACCACAGCAGCAUAAUAUUAAUUACCACGCAAAGAAUGCUGACGGCUCCCCUCUUUCAUCCUCAAUUGCUCAAGGAGAGAAAGAGCCGCUUAUUCCAAAAUCGCGAGAGUUUGAAUGCUCACCCGAUCGAGAGCGAUUUUAUGGUCGUUUUCCCCAGGAAAGUAUCAAAAAAAAAAAAAAAACGUCGAAUUAUAAAUUUGAUAUCGUUUCUGAGUACCGCGAUAAAAUCAAGCCGAGCCAACAAAAGACAAUUCAGCUUCCAAAGAUAAAUCCCUGUGACUCCAAAUUAGAUGACGACGUCUACAAUCGCCGCCGUAUGCCCAUCAUUCAGCGUCCAGCGCUGAAGCCCAUUCCCAGAAGUAUACUAGAAAAAUAUGCGAACACGCAGCUGCCUGCAAUGAGUCAUCCGACAUCAGAAAGGCUGUACCAAGAGAGCAUUGGGAAAUACCAUAUGUACGAUGAAUUUCCAGUAGAAAAAAGGAGACCAAGGCGAAAAGUCCCAUCAAUCAAUUUUUCCGACAUCGAAGAGCAGAUUCGUAGCGUUGAUGUCGAAGAGUCUCCGAAACAGAAAAACCGAAAAGACGAGUCCCGUGUGUAUGUCUUAAAAGUGAACACGUUGAACAAGAAGGGGAUCGUAGGGAAUCGCGAAAGCGACGCGAAGAUAGGGACCGUGACUCCAAAGCUGACCCUGACGAGGAGGAACGACGCCGAGAAGAACGUCGAAAACGACGUGAAAAAGAAAAACGAAGGCGCGAAAGAAGAGAAGAUGAACGAGAGGGGGAGCAUCGCAGACGAGACGGCCGGCAGCCUCGCGAAAGAAGAGGGGACCGUGAAAACGGAGCCCGUACGGAGCGAACAAAUGGAGGCGACAGCUCUAACAGGCGACGCCGCAAAAAGCGCGAGUGAUUCGUUCCGGCACAUACUACCUAACCUCAUAAACAUUCUUUCCGUCUUGAAGAUCAACUGUACUCCUCUUGACCCUACUCACCGCUAUUUGCCUCAUUUCUUCAAUCAUUGCUCUUUAUACCUUUAA
Oikopleura dioica is the source of this 2547-nucleotide messenger RNA. Lineage: Eukaryota; Metazoa; Chordata; Appendicularia; Copelata; Oikopleuridae. The record is from the annotation of a GenBank genome assembly.